Messenger RNA from Hordeum vulgare subsp. vulgare (domesticated barley), 2171 nucleotides. Its product is annotated as classical arabinogalactan protein 9-like. Lineage: Eukaryota; Viridiplantae; Streptophyta; Magnoliopsida; Poales; Poaceae. The record is from RefSeq and is a predicted model, not a curated record. The transcript has 4 exons. The coding region runs from base 1 to 720 and encodes 239 amino acids.
AUGCCGACCGACCGACUGACGGCGGGAUCCGGGAGGUGGGGGACGGCCGCAGCGGCGCCGGCCACGCCCACGCCGGUGGCAGUGCCAACGGCGCCCGCUCAGUCACCUCCCGAGCCGGCCAUGCCCGCGCCCACCGCCACCCCCGUUACUCCCGCGCCCACCGCCACCCCCGUUACUCCCGCGCCCACCGCCACCCCCGUCGCGCCCGCUAAGCCGCCACCCACAGUCGCGCCGGUCAAGCCGCCUCCGGUUGUCGCGCCCGUGUCCGCGCCGCCGCUCGUCGUGACGCCUCCUCCCGUGUCACCACCGCCCGUGAAGGCGCCUCCUCCCGUGACGCCACCACCGGUCACCGCACCUCCGCCCGCGACGACUCCCCCGCCGGCGGCCGCACCGGCCGAGGCGCCCGCGGUGCUCCCUCCCAUGGCGACGCCCCCGCCGGUGGCCGAGGCACCCGCCGUGCUGCCUCCGGCCAAGGCUCCGUCCAAGAGCAAGAACAAGCACAAGAGAAAGAGGAGCGGCAAGAAGAAGUCGCCCGCCCCCGCGCCGGAGCCACGCAGCCCGCCGACCCCCAUCGCGCCCGAGCCCACCACCGUGGAGGACGUCUCCGGCCCCGCACCAUCCGCCAAUGAUCUGAGCGGGAGCGGCCGGCAGUACGGGCGCUGGGGGAUCGUCGUGCAGACCGCCGCCAUGGCCGCGCUGCUGCUGUCGCUAGCGUGGUGAACGUGAAACACAGCAGAGAGAUACAUCCAUACAUCCAUACAUCUUAUUCAUGUAUCGAGUCCAUGAUUUAACCAUUACGCUUUGCUUGUUAUUAUGAUAGAGAUCCAUCAUUUGUUCGAGGCUUGUAAUAAACAGUUUUUUGACAUAUUUUGGCAUCCAGCCGGGUUGGGAUCCAUCGUUGCGGCGCGUAGUGGAGGCCCUCAGUUGUGUGAGAUCUGAUUUUAUUCAGAAUUUGUGUGGAGCUUGAAGCACAUGAACAAGAAAUUGGAGAUGAUUCUUUAUCCAUGGGAUCUUCAAAAAGCAGAAAACAACACAGGAAAGUAUUCACUAUAAAUUGUACCAUAUUCAGAUAUUUUGUUUGCUUCCGUGGCUGCGGAUAUGGGCUUCCUGGGAUAUUUUCUUGCCUGAAGGGAGCUUCAACAGUGCAUUUUCAGGAUCCCAGUGCUGAAAUAAUAAGGUGAAGAACAAUCCCCAAUGUGCUCGCAAAUCUCGAGCAAGCUCGAGACAAACAGAGUCAUCAACACGGAAGCCCUCUUACACCAUCCUGGCAACAGUUGCCUCAAGACAUUCAUUUCUAUGCUGGGGAUUGGGAGGAGCUUCACACGGUCCUGUCGGUGAUACUGGAGGAUGAGGUGGACGCAUUUUCGGGAGUGGGACUAGGGUUCUGUGAAGAUGAUCUUUUGGAUGGUUACAGCAGCCAGGAUGGGAAUAAUAUCUGCCAAUCGAGACGAUCAACAAAACUAUCAGGCACUGGCAGAUGGGAGAGGGGAAACGAGGCAUAUUCAGGAGAUGAGGGUGGAUAUGACAUAGUGUUAUUGAAUGAGAUCCCUUACUCUGCAAGCUCUCUUCAAAACCUUCAUUCGUUCAUCAAAAAGGUUAGUUACUAAAAUUGUAAUGCUAUUCUCCAGUGUCAUUUUGUCAGAGAAGACUCUCUCUUGCCAUGAGAUGCCCAAUAAAGGCAGCGAGUACUUUCCUGGGGCGCAUUAUGCGGAUUCGCCAUCUACAUCGAAACUGAACCUGCUUAACUUUGACCUUCAUUUCAGUUUGUUCCUGCCCUUGCAGUGCCUGCAGCCACCAUAUGGAGUGAUGUAUCUCGCGGCGAAAAAGAGCUACAUUGGCUCCAGCAGUUCGGCGCGGUAGCUCAGAGCAUUGAUCGAUGAGGAGGGCGCCUACGGUGUGCACCUCGUCGUCGAGCCCCCGAGAGGAGAUCUGGAAGUUCUUCUCCAAAUAAAUGCAGCUCAUCACGGCUCGCAAAAAAUUGACCAAGGCUGCUAGAGCCAUCAGUUCUGUAUAUAUAACUUAAGCGGAUAACCCAGCCAGUGUCUGACAUUGUUUGCCAUUUUCUGAAUGUAGUGCUGAUCAUGUCAAACUAGAGACAAACUUUGACAUUAGGAUGUCCUCUGCUAAGUGUCGAGGUUCAACUGUGCAAAACCAACUUGGUGAGCUUUUGA